This is a messenger RNA of Cuscuta europaea, 1113 nucleotides long. Lineage: Eukaryota; Viridiplantae; Streptophyta; Magnoliopsida; Solanales; Convolvulaceae. The record is from the annotation of a GenBank genome assembly.
CAUCCCAUCGCCUCACCCACCAACCCCCCCCCCCUCCCGCCACCGCCUUCCCAAACCCCUAUGCCCAACCCCUGCUGUCGCAUUCGCCGGGCAAAAAAUUGUGUCUCCACCAUCAAAAAAAGAAAAAGAAUAAGAUCGAGUGGUGUAGGGAGAUGGCGAGGUCCGGAGAGGAACUUGGUGAUGGCGGCGUAGAUGUUUUGGUUGCCGGCGAUGACGAAUUCUUCGAAGAAGAGACUGCGCUGCGGACGAGUUUGGAGGCUGAGCCUGAGAUCUGUGAUGCUAACUAAGAGAAGCUGUUUAGGUUGGCAGGCACUCAGCUCAGAUUUAGUACUGCCUACCACCCCCAAACCGAUGGACAAACUGAGGUGGUGAAUCGAUGCUUAGAAACCUACCUGAGGUGCCUGACAGGAAGGAAGCCCAAGCAAUGGAAACAAUGGCUGCAUUGGGCUGAAUUCUGGUAUAACACAAAUUAUCAUUCUUCUUUGAAACUAACACCUUACAGGGCUCUUUUUGGGCAAGAUCCCCCUGCAGUUAUUAGGGGUGAUGUAACCCUAACCGCUGUAGAAGAGGUGUCUCAGUUAACAGCUCAAACAAAUGCUAUGUUGGAGGAACUAAAGAAAAAUCUAGCUGCAGCUCAGAACUUAAUGCAACAACAGCCAAUAAACAUAGAAGGGAGGUGCAGAUGGAGGUGGGAGAUUUGGUGUAUUUAAAGAUACAGCCUUACAAAUUGAAGAGUUUAGCAAAGAGGAUAAACCAAAAGUUAAGUCCCAGGUUCUAUGGGCCUUUUGAGAUCCUGGAAAGGAUAGGAGCUGUAGCCUACAAACUCAAGCUGCCAGAUGACAGCAAAAUCCACCCAGUAUUCCAUGUUUCUCUACUCAAAAAAGUGUUAUCACCUAACACUUCAUUUCAGCCUCUUCCUGAGUGCCUCGAUGAAGAAAUGGAGUUGCAGGUUGCCCCUGAAGAAGUGGUGGAUACAAAAGCAAAUCCUGAAGGAGAAGUUGAGGUUCUGAUACAUUGGAAGGGCGUCCCCAGUUUUGAAGACUCUUGGGAACCUAAGCAGGUGAUACAAGAACUCUUCCCAGAUUUUCACCUUGGGGAUACGGUGAAUCUUCA